Vitrella brassicaformis is the source of this 1835-nucleotide messenger RNA. The record is from the annotation of a GenBank genome assembly. Lineage: Eukaryota; Vitrellaceae.
CGUACCGACGCCAUAUGUAUGCAUACGAGACACCGAGACACCUUCACAAAUAGGUACACGUACUCAAAAAACACUCCACACUCCACACUCCCUUCGAUAUAUACCACACAUUGUCUAAAUAGUGUGCAAAUAAGCAAUACGUGAACUAAUCAUUCGAAUGACAUAUCGAACGACACCCGUGCUGCCCUAUCUAGCUGACGGCUGACUGCACAGUGUGUUGGCUGUUGUCCCGGAUCAGAGGCAGGAGCAUUUCGCUCACCAGCCCCACCUCCCUCUGCUUGGAAUUGAUGAUCAUGGUGGCAUUGGGCAGCACCUUCCGGAAAAACAGCGGAUGGCGGCUCCUGAUCAGCUCCUUCAGCUUGCCAAGCUUGAGCUGACUGAAGCAGAGGGGGCCCCACUUGCUGCAUUGAUAAGCAGUGCCCAAGCCGCAGAAGUCUUUCUUGUUCUUCCAGCAGAGAGCGGUGUCGCAGAAGAGCUCUUCGAUGUGGGGCUCCCUCUGCUGGCUCCAGUCACCCAGACCACCGUUGACCUGCGAGAAUGACAGCAUUACACACGCACCAUGUGUGUGUCGUCACACGGACAUCCCUCUCAUUACCUGCUUCCAGACAGCCUUGUUGCCCAGCGUGCGUCUCAGCACAUGGUGGGGGAACCACUCAUCUGAGGCAGAUUUCAGCGGCCUGUACCAAUUGGGCAGCUCGCCGUGGGGGUAGUUCACGCCUUGGGCGGCAGUAAGGACGGCGUGAUAACGAUUGUACGUCCGCCACUGCAUGUGCUUACGAUCUGUGGCCACACACGUACAUUACAUGUGCACUUUCACAUUCGUCAAUCAAUCUGUAGGCAGCUCUCCGUUCGAUUCUGUUCUUACCGUAUCCCUCAUUGCUCUCUGCGUCUUGACACGAGGGGUCUCGUGCAAUAGAAUCGACCACAUCCGCUUCUCUCCGGUCCGGUCCCGACUGCUUGAAGUGAUCUCGAUAGCUGCACGCACAGAACACAUCAAGAAUCAUUCGGCUACCUCCCGCAUCCCCAUGACUGUAUGCGGCUGCCUGCCCUACCAUAUUCUACUUGUCGGCAGGCCGCCCAUGUCAUCGCUUCUCGUCUCGAAGAGCACGUCGUAGACGACAUCCGGGUGUGACACGGGGACGUGAGUGACACUCAGGAGCACCAUCAUCUGGUUGCACGGGUCGCGAAGGGCGGCCCGCCACAGGGCGUUCUCACCCAGGAUGAAGCUGCCGUAGCUCGUGUCGACGGGCUCGAUGAGCGAGGCAUUGAACAGGGGAUGAAGGGCCGCAGUGGCGUUGUCGUGCCGGUGCAAAUAGACAGUGAACUUGCGCCUGUCGCUGGCCAGGCCAAGCCAGUCCGCCCACAGCUGACCGAACGGCACCUUGUCUUUCGCAAGGAACAGCAACGCGACGCUCGGCGGCCCGCGGCACUCCCCACACCCCUCUAAGGCAAAUCGCUCACUCGACGGCUUGACGCAGUAGAACUGCUCUGUCGACGAUGCGUUGGGCUGCCCGAGGGUGGUCUUCUCCAGCGGCACCAGAUGCCUCUCCUUGAAGGCCGAGAGGAAGCCGUCCAGGUCGUCGCACAUAAGCGACCCGCGAGUGGCCUCGCGCACCGAGUGAAAGAGGGAGAGGGAGGCGAGCCGCAGGCCGGAUGAGCCCCAUCCGACGGCAAGGAGGCUCCGAAAACCGUAGACAAACGCAGCAGCGACAGUCCACACGAACAUCCACUUGCGAACUCGCCGGCGCCCAUCCGCAUGAUGUCGUUUUUUGGGGCUGGGGCUUCCCAUCCUUUGCUGUGGCAGACAAAGAGCCUUCAUGGACAGCAGUUUGUCC